Rotaria sp. Silwood2 is the source of this 1986-nucleotide messenger RNA. The record is from the annotation of a GenBank genome assembly. NCBI's taxonomy places the organism in Eukaryota, Metazoa, Rotifera, Eurotatoria, Philodinida, Philodinidae.
AUGUCACCAAAAACCGAAAACGAAACUCACACGUCACAAGCAUCGACAUCUUCACCAUCACUUAUGACUGAUGAUCGUUGCCGAUGUAAUAGUAUGGAUGAGGUCGGAUCCACAUAUCCAUCAAAAUUUCAUUAUCGUCAAUUACAACAAGAUAUUAGUCUACCAAAUAUAGUUGUCUUCAUUAUAUCGCUAAACGAUUGUAAUCAAUGUCAAUCACGAAAAAAAUUUUCAGUUGAUAUUCAAUUAUUAUCAUACACAUUUCUUAUACGUUUAGUAAAUCGUAUAUUUAAUUUACAUUCAAAUUUUACAUUAAUCGCUAAAGAAUCAUCAUCGUUUAAGUGUAAUUUUCCAGUUACAGACGAUUUUGAUGUUGAUGGUUGUAUAAUGAAUAUGUUAGAUGAAAAUGAUUAUGAAAAUAAACAUCAAUCAUUACUUGAAUUUAUUGUUUAUAAAUAUCCAAGGACAAAAAAUCAAAUUCAAUCAAGUUCUGAUGAUUGGUGUAUAGUUGAAGAUAAUUAUACAAAUUUAAAUGAUAAAGAGGAUAAUUUCGAAAUCCUUGAAAUACAAAAUAAUUCCAUUUUAGUCACAAUUAAACCAAAAAAUAUUCAACAAGAAACAUUUUUACAAAAAGCAACUAGUUGGCUACAUGGUUCAGUUCAUUCAUCACCAAAUAAUUGUUUAACAAAAAAAGAAUUUUUACAAAUGUUAGAUCCAAUAACAGGUCGUUUAUUAGAUGAACCAGCAUUUCGACAACGUAUAUUUGAUAAUGGUUGUGAUGAAUCUAUAAGAAAAAUUGUUUGGUGUUAUUUAUUACGCGUAUUUAAUGAAUCAAUGACAAAUGAUGAUAAAAACGAAUAUAUAAUAAGAGAAAAUGAACGAUAUAACGAAAUGAAAGAAGCUUGGCAAAAUCGAUAUAAACAACAAGAUACCGAAAUAGUUGCACUUGAAAAUUUAAUACAAAAAGAUGUACAACGCACAGAUCGUUCAGUCAAAUUUUUUGAUGAUAAAGAAAAUUUAACAAGACAAAAAUUAUUUCAUAUACUUAUGACCUAUAUUGUUUAUCAUCCUGAACCUGGUUAUAUACAAGGUAUGAAUGAUAUGGUAGCACCUAUUUUAUAUGUUAUAAGAGAUGAAUCAUUAGCUUACGCAUGUUUUUGUUCAUUAAUGCGUCAUAUGGGUUCAAUAUUUCAUCCAAAUGGUAUUACAAUGAAUCGUCGAUUAGAUUUAUUAAGAAAAACAAUUCGAGCUAUUGAUAUCGAUUUGUGGACUAAAAUUGAGCAGUGUGAUAUUGGUAAUCUUAUGUUUGCUUAUCGUUGGUUAUUAUUAGAUUGUAAACGUGAAUUUCCAUUCAAGGAUAUAUUUCGUGUCUUAGAAACUUUAUGGGCAUCAUUACCAGUCGAUAGAUUUGAAUUAAAUAAUGAUAAUACAUUAUCGGAUAGAGAUGAUCUUUGUCCAUCAUCAUUAUGUAAUCCACAUCGUGCAUCAAUGCUUUCAUCAAUAUCAAAUACAAUAUUAUCAUCACGUUCAUGUUCGCCAACACUUGAAGAAACUCAAUCCCAACAUUCAAGUCUUGAUGGUGGUGAUUCAGGUUAUCGUGAUGAACAUAUUCCAGGUAUAUGUGAUUUUAAUUUACGUUCACAAAAAUGUGAGAAUUCAUCUUAUUUAACAUUUCGAACCAAUUUACCAACAACAUCAUGUAUACCGAUAGGAAAAUGGUUAGUACAGUUUUCAUCUAUUGACCAUGAUGAAAAUUAUUCAGAUAUGUUUACAAUAUUUCUAUGCGUUGCUUUACUUGAACAAAAUCGUUCAUCAAUUAUGCAAAUGUCACCAUUAAAUAGUGAUGAUGAUGAUUUUAUUGGUUCGUAUUUUACACGUCUUGUAAGACAACAUGAUGCACGACAUGCAUUACAAUUAGCACGAAAUUAUCAUCGACAAUAUGUUCUAUUUCAAAUGCGUGUCAAACAAUUAAUAUUGACCGAUAAUUAA